Molecule: messenger RNA, 914 nt
Organism: Strongylocentrotus purpuratus (purple sea urchin)
Lineage: Eukaryota; Metazoa; Echinodermata; Echinoidea; Camarodonta; Strongylocentrotidae
Product: S-crystallin SL11
Exons: 6
Coding region: 172-792 (206 amino acids)
Biological process (GO): glutathione metabolic process
Molecular function (GO): glutathione transferase activity
Source: RefSeq, a predicted model, not a curated record
GUGUACUUCCGUGCAUAUCCAUGCGUAUAUAUAUAUAUAUAUAUAUACGCUUCAUGUGCGGCGAGUAAUCUUCGUUCAAGUAGACUUCAGGAGACUGUGUGCCCAUCCCCAUCAUCAUCUUGCUUUCAUCGGAGACCUAAUCGGGACAUCAAAAUAAGAAAAUAAUUCACCAUGCCUUCGUAUAAGUUGAUGUAUUUUAACAGCCGAGGCCGAGCCGAGACAUCCCGCAUGCUCUUCGCGCUGGCGGACCAGAAGUACGAGGAUUACAGGUUCAAAGAUGGAGAGUGGCCUGGAGAGCUGAAAGGCAAUGCAGAUUUGUUUCCACUCGGCCAGGCUCCUGUGUUGAUCAUCGACGGCAAGGCCAUGCCUCAUAGUAAGGCAAUCCACCGCCAUCUUGCUCGGGAGUUCGGUUUUUACGGUGCCAAUAAUGAAGAGGCCAGGCAAAUAGAUGUAGUCAGUGAGACCGUUGAAGACAUCGUUACCAAGAUGUUACCCGUACACUUCGAGAAGGACGAAGCCAAGAAGGCGGAGUUACUAGAAGCAUUCAAGAUCGCAGUUAAGCCGUUUCUCUCUUUCCUCAACAAAUAUGUGGACAACAAACAAUUCUUUGUUGGAAAUAAGGCAACCCUUGCCGAUGUUACUGUAUACACUACGAUGGAAUAUGUUCAUAGCAUGUUCGGGGAGGAUUGUAUGACAGCGAGUUGGCCAGCGCUUGCCCGAUUUUACAAGUACAUCACCGAAAGCUCCGAACUGGCCGUGUACAUCAGGAACCGCCCUGUGACUGCCCAUUAAUAAAUAUAAAGAAACUCUGGGUGACGUUGUCGUGUUCUGGAUGUUAGAUUUCAUGGGUCCCAUGCUUUCAUCUGCCUUCACGGAUUACCCAGCUUUGCACAGCUUCUACAAGGGCAUCAAGG